Messenger RNA from Catharus ustulatus (Swainson's thrush), 1336 nucleotides. It is a transcript of the gene NR1I3, whose product is annotated as nuclear receptor subfamily 1 group I member 3. The record is from RefSeq and is a predicted model, not a curated record. Gene Ontology annotation, biological process: positive regulation of transcription by RNA polymerase II; negative regulation of transcription by RNA polymerase II; cell differentiation. The coding region runs from base 1 to 1317 and encodes 438 amino acids. Lineage: Eukaryota; Metazoa; Chordata; Aves; Passeriformes; Turdidae. The transcript has 9 exons. Gene Ontology annotation, molecular function: nuclear receptor activity; zinc ion binding; RNA polymerase II cis-regulatory region sequence-specific DNA binding.
AUGGAGGCGACACUCGGGGACAGGAGGGGACACACAGGCGACACUCGGGGACCCGGUGUCCCCUCGCUGCGUGGGGACAAUUCCGCGUCACCGACAGCACCGGGGGACACCGGCUCAGCAGUGUCCCCAGCCGUGUCCCCAGCCGUGUCCCUGCCGAGCCCCCGGGACAGCCUUGGGGACACCGAGCCCGACGGGGACAAAGUGUGCGCGGUGUGCGGGGACAGGGCCAGCGGGUACCACUUCCACGUGAUGAGCUGCGAGGGCUGCAAGGGCUUCUUCAGGCGCUCUGUCAUCAAAGGUGUCCGCUUCACGUGUCCCCUGGCGCGGCGCUGCCCUGUCACCAAGGCCAAGCGGCGACAGUGCCAGGCCUGUCGCCUCCAGAAGUGCCUGGACGUGGGCAUGAGGAGGGACAUGAUCAUGUCGGAGGAGGCGCUGCGGCGGCGACGGGAGCUGCGGGGACAGCGGGGCCACCAAGGCCACCAAGGCCACCAAGGCCACCAGGGACUGACGGGACAGCAGCAGGAACUGAUCGAGCUCCUGAUCGGGGCCCACCAGAGAACCUUCGACUCCAGCUUCUCGCAGUUCAUGCACUGCUGGCCACCCUGCCCUGUCCCCGCGUGUCCCCAGCCCGCCGUGCGCCUGCUGGUGCCCGGCUCUCCGGGCUCGGCUGUCCCCUCGGGGCUGUCGCUGUCGCUGUCGCUGUCGCCGCGCGAGGCCGCCCCUCCGGACGUGCUGUCGCUGCUGCCGCAGUUCGCGGACCUGAGCACGUUCAUGAUCCAGCAGGUGAUCAAAUUCGCCAAGGAGAUCCCGGUGUUCAGGAGUUUGUCCCUGGACACGCAAAUCUCGCUGCUGAAAGGGGCCACGCUGGGGAUCUGCCAGAUCCGGUUCAACACCGUGUUCAACCCGCGCACCAAGGCCUGGGAGUGCGGGCAGCGCUGCUACACCAUCCGCGACGGGGCCCUGGCCGGUUUCCAGCAGGUUUACCUCGAGCCUCUGCUCAAAUUCCACGAGAGCCUGCGGCGCCUGCGGCUGCACGAGGCCGAGUACGCGCUGCUCCAAGCCAUGCUGCUCUUCUCCCCAGACCACGCUGGCAUCGCCCAGCGCGACAUCAUCGAUGGGUUCCAGGAGGAGGUGGCGGUGACGCUCAAGAGUUACAUCGACCACCAGCACCCCCCCGGGGAGGGCAGGUUGCUGUACGCCAAGCUGCUGCUGCUGCUGACGGAGCUGCAGACGCUCAAGGUGGAGAACACGCGGCAGAUCCUGCACAUCCAGGACCUGUCGGCGAUGACGCCGCUGCUCUCCGAGAUCAUCAGCUGAGGGUGGCUGCUGGUGGCAC